CCAAAUCUGGGCCGUCCAUUAACAUGGCUAGGGUUAAGGCCAUAUAUUAUCAAACUCUCAGCUCCCCUGCGCCACACUCGCCGCUCUAGUUUCUCCAACACCUCUUCUCAUCCCUCGUCGUCGCAGCCUCGCAGCAAAAUCAAAAGCAUCCUAUCCAGUCAAGAUGAUGAACGAUGAAGGUCAAAACAUGGAUCUCUACAUCCCUAGGAAGUGUUCUGCUACGAAUCGGUUGAUUACGUCAAAGGACCACGCAUCUGUUCAGAUCAAUGUUGGUCAUUUGGAUGAUAGGGGCAUUUACACCGGUGGUUUCACCACUUUUGCUCUCUGUGGUUUCGUCCGUGCUCAGGGAGAUGCUGAUAGUGCAGUUGAUCGCCUAUGGCAGAAGAAGAAAGCUGAACUUAAGCAAUAGAGAGAGGGCCUAUGGCAGAAGAAAAAAGCUGAACUUGAGCAAUAGAGGGAGGGAUUGUUAUCUUUUGUAUUGGUUAGGCUUGUUUUCUGUUUGAAACAGUAAGAGUUUGCUAUGCAAAGUCUUCAGACUCUUCCCGUCCCUUCAUUUAGUAGUUUCUGAACUUGCUCUUUUUGAACUUAUUUGCCAUAUAAUUAUAUUCUGAAGUGUUCUUGUUCUA
Messenger RNA from Daucus carota subsp. sativus, 626 nucleotides. Its product is annotated as small ribosomal subunit protein eS21y. Bases 164 to 409 code for a protein of 81 amino acids. Gene Ontology annotation, biological process: endonucleolytic cleavage to generate mature 3'-end of SSU-rRNA from (SSU-rRNA, 5.8S rRNA, LSU-rRNA); endonucleolytic cleavage in ITS1 to separate SSU-rRNA from 5.8S rRNA and LSU-rRNA from tricistronic rRNA transcript (SSU-rRNA, 5.8S rRNA, LSU-rRNA); translation. Lineage: Eukaryota; Viridiplantae; Streptophyta; Magnoliopsida; Apiales; Apiaceae. The transcript has 4 exons. Gene Ontology annotation, molecular function: structural constituent of ribosome. Gene Ontology annotation, cellular component: cytosolic small ribosomal subunit; ribosome. The record is from RefSeq and is a predicted model, not a curated record.